This is a messenger RNA of Postia placenta MAD-698-R-SB12, 5916 nucleotides long. RefSeq lists its product as hypothetical. The coding region runs from base 1 to 5622 and encodes 1873 amino acids. Lineage: Eukaryota; Fungi; Basidiomycota; Agaricomycetes; Polyporales; Adustoporiaceae. The transcript is spliced from 8 exons. The record is from RefSeq and is a predicted model, not a curated record.
AUGGCGGCACCACCGCGCCAGCAGCAGCUCCCGAGGCUGCUCAUCCCGCCAAAUCUCAACGCCCAGCAGCCCAUCGUGUUUGGCGAGAACGCGCCGCUGUUCUCGCCGGGGCUGCCAACCUCGAUUGCUCAUGGAAUGCACCCGCCGCCCUUUCUGAAUACGUCCAAUCCACUCCAAACACCCAUGCAGGCCAACUUCUUCCAGCAGCCGCCAGGCGCACCGGGACGUCCGUCGAUGCACAGGAACGCGCCCAGCGUCGCGCAGCUAGCGGCGGCGGGCAUCUUCCCGCCUGGAAUGCCCAUGACGCCGCUGGGCCAGAGCGGCUUCCCAGCCCCGAUGCUCGGUCUCACGCCGUUCGCACAGCCCUUUGUUCCGCGCAACAAGCGGUCGGGAAGUAUCAGCGUUGGCGGGCCUCCGAAAGCUGUUCUGGGCGGCCCUCAGCGCAAGGUGAGCCCGCUGCCUGGCGGACCCGCGGCGACUGCACCCGCUCCCACGCCAAAGGCAAAGAAGGUUGUGGUGAACCUGCCGCGGGAGACCGUCCCAGGAGAGGGAGACGAGCCCUCGACGCGUCAACCUUGGGCCAGGACACCUCUCCCAACGCCUGCACAUCAGGCAGUGGUCCCGCCCGAGACUCACUCAGCGGAACCGUUCCCGCCCGAUAACUGGAGGUAUCAUCUGCCUGAUACAGUUGAUGUCUUCCUUCCUGGCAAGCAAAAGAUUAUCGAGGAGAAGCUGGAGAAGCUCGGUGUAGAGCGCGGGAAUGGUAGCGCCAUACCUCAUAUCCAUGCCCCGCAUGCCCGAGCAGCAUCAAUAUCUUCGCCCGCGGAUCCUGCUCUCCUCUUCUUCAAAUUGAACAGGUUACAGCAGUCUCAAAACGCGUCAUCAUCGAAUUCAUUAUCGACCUCGCCGCAGCCUCCCCUCCCGUCGUCCACGUCUCCUCAGCUACCUCCGCGCUUCCAGGGCAGGCACGGUCACAGCAUGUCCUUGGCUCAGCCGCCCUCUUUCCAAUCACAGUCACAGUCACCGGUGUACAAUCCAGCGGCUGCGUUCAAUCCAUUUGGACCAGCCGCUACCCUGGGGUCGGAUCAGAUCUUUACGCAGUUUUCACCAGUGCCCCCAGCGGGAUCCAAUGCUAAUGCAGCGCACAAUAUUCAUGCGCCUCAGGGACGCGUUCCAGCGAACUUCGCCACUCUUGCUCCGCCUCAGCCUUUAUCGAGACCGGAGAGCCGACCGGACUUCUUGCGUGGCUUCGGGCUGGACGUAACCGAGGAGGUCGAAGAACCUCCGGAGGAACCUGCUUCUACUAACGAUCCUGGCUCGGAUACGGCAACGGAACACGCGACGCAAGAUGAUAUGUCCCAGAUGGCUGAAGAUGGUAUGAGCACGGUGGCUCAGAGCCGGGUGCAUUCGCGGCAUGUCUCGCAUCUGUCUGCUGCAUUGUCGUUAUGCUCGGUUGGUGGUGUGGUCGUGCCUGCGCGCGACCCGAUUGGGCUGGGCGAGAUCGAGGUGAUCGAUUCUGGGGGCUCUGAGGAUUCUGAAGAGGAUCAGGAAGCAGUCGGAGAGUGGACGGGAUCGGAGGAUCUGCGCAACGGCGUGGACACGUCUGAAGAUGAGAGCAUCGGAGAGUGGUCGAAUCCGUCAGACGAGGAGAGAGCACGUCAGCAACGGCAGCAGCGUCGUCUGCUCCGCCGUGCGAAGCAGCAUGAUCUGGAGACUCCGAGAAGACUACCUAACUUCCCGCGGCCUCCCGAGAUCGCAGCUACGUUCGUCGACAAGGAAGAUAUUGUCUCGAAUCCCAGCGAGGAAGAACAUUCUGAGAAGCCGUUCGCGUUUACUGCCGAUCACCGGGGCCACUUUCCCCGUCCAUCCUCCAGUGGCCAUGGUCGGCCGCUGCCGCCAUUGCCUGAAGCCGUGCGACCUGGCUCUGCGCCAUAUUCGUAUCACGAUCCGGCAUUGGCGCACUCGAGGGAGGCGUCUGAGCAUUACCUUCAGCCAGGCGGGCUUCAGCCUCGUCCGCCCCUGCCGUUGUCGGGGCGCACGGAGUCGCUGAACCCUCUUGCGGAGCCAUUCGUCUUCGGUGCGAACCGCCUGUCUGGCUCAUGGGCAUCUGGGGCCUCCAGUCAGACGGCCGCGUCCGCUGUUACACCGCCUGCAAACACCCAUACGCGGGCACCCUCUUUUGGAAAGCCGCUCAGCGCGGCCGCGCCUGAAUUCAAGCCUACUGGAUUCACCUUCCGUCCCCCUCCUGGCGUGCCUCAGCUAUCGUUCUCGUCCCCCUCGGUUGCGCGCCCUCUGCCGACACCUCCUGUGCCACCACAGGUGCUCUCACCAGGGAAGCCCGUGACAAGAGAAAUGCAAGGCCGAGAGAAGAGGCAACGCCGUGGGUCAGAAGGUUCAUUGGACGGAGAAGACGAGGAUGGUAUCAACGAUAUGUCAUCCUUCAAAUUCCCUCCGGACAACGUGCGGGCGGUGUCGGCGCCAGUCAGCCCACCUCGGUCUAGCUUGGGCUUAAUGAAGGAUGCAUCGCUCAGUAUCACUGCAAAGCCCUACGCAUAUGCCGGUCUCUCAAGCACGUUGCCUACGGUGUUGCCGCAAACAGCGCCUAGGUCGGUGCAUGAUCUUCCAUACCCGCCCACCAUGAAGCUGAAGCGGGCACCCAUACCACUGGAUUUCAAGCAUCCCGUGUCCACAAACACUGUUCCUGCAGGUUUGUUCAAAGCUCUCGUUAAUGGAGAUGGCGAUGACAGAACGCGUCGUGCAGUACGCUCCAGACUCAGCUCGAGAGACAUCUUCGAGCACAGCACUCGCCCGUCGCUCGAUGACCUCAACGUUCCGCCAAUCUCGAAUAGAAACUCUCGCAAUAGGCUGUUCACUGACCCUGGGUUCCACGAGUCCUCUCCGCACCGCGAGAUCUUCACGCCCGACUUACCUAUGCGGCGUUCCUCGCUGCCAGCGAGACACCGUGGGAGCGAGUCGUCCAUGUCCGAUGUCUCUUUACCUCCUGUCAAUCUCUCUCGAAGGAUCGAGAUGCAGCAGUACGAGCAACGACUUGAAUACCUACUGGACGAGAAGUUCGAGAAGAUCAAGGGUGCCAUGGCAAACUCUAGGCAAGGCGGGCAAACACUGAGCUCAUCCACGGAAGCCAUGAUCAAUGAGGUUGUGUCCUUGUUCCGAGCGCAGCUGCAUGAGUCGGCCGCCAAGGGCCUAGAUGACAGUCAGAUGGAUGCGCGCGGCGAACUGGACUUCGAGGUCAUCAAGGACAUCAUCGAGCAGAAGCAUGCAGAGAAUCGCGCGGCUAUACAGAUGGAUAUCGCACAGCUUAUGAGCAAUCAGAACACGGAGGCGGACCUGAGAAUGCUCGCGGAUGAACUCACGAACAGGACGGUAAAUGCGGUGGUCACCGCCACCACGCAGCUGGCCAUGCGACUGCAGACGAUGGAGAACCCGCGGGUGUCUGCUGAUCGGGAAGUGAUCGUACACGACCUCAUGUCCAACUUGAUGCCUCAGCUUGCCGCCUUGCGUCCGGAGCCGAUUGACUAUGAAUUCCUCACGGCGCAGCUCACGCAGGCCGUGAAACCACACAUCUCGCAGCUCAUAGACCUAGCCUCGGAUAAAAGGGAGACUGCGGGACUCAUCGUGGACAAACUCGUGCCGAUUCUGCCUUCAAUCCAUGGCCCUGUCCCCGAGUUUGACACAGAGGCUAUCAUCGGCAGGCUUACCACCGAAGUCCGCAAGAUCGUCGCUCCCCUGGACGCACAUGAGAUCAAGGAGCAAGUAUCGGAUCUUGUCGUAGAGCGUUUGGAUUCUCGCCUCGCUGUUAGAGAUAGGGCAUUCAGUGUUGACGCCAUCAAUGAGAAAGUCUCAGAGGGCAUUCGUGGUCUCUUGGCCCCCAUCAAGGAACUUCAGACAGCCCUUGGCAAACUGCAGGAGACAGCACCGUCACGUUCUGUGGCUGCAGACAUUGAUCUCUCGUCCAUCAAGGAGUAUAUCCAGUCUCUUCUCUCAGACCUCCCGCAAGGGCUACUAGCUGCAACGAACGCACUCACUACGGCUCAGACUGAGUUUAAAACUCAUGCGGAGCGAGGCGGCAGGGAUACUCCGUUGGCGAGAGGUCUAGCGCAGGUGGAAGCUGCUAUACGCGAUGUUGCCCGUGAACAGCAACAGCUCGCCUCCCAGAAUCAAGAGUUCUCCGACUUCUGCCAGGAUAUCAUCAAGCACAUCGACACUCUACCGGAAGCUAUGGUCGAGGCGACCACUAUCCUGCAGAAUGCUCAUGCCGAUUUCUCUACUCGGGAUACCUCACGCAAUGAUGCUGAGGAGAUCCGGAGACUAAUGAACACAAGUGCUGAGUUGCAGGUACAACUAGCCAAAGCACGCGGGGCACACGGACAAGUCCGUGUAGAGAAGGAUAUGCUUGCUGAACGAUUGCGCGCGGCUGAAUCGGAACGAGACCGUCUUUUCUCUAAAAUGGAGGACUUGCAGGAGUCGGUCUCUUCGAAAUCUACGGAGGUUGUCGCUGCUGAAGCCAAAAACACGGAGCUAGAAGAAGCCCUGGCUCGCGCUCUCGAGCGCCUCAAAGCCGCGGAUGUGCAGUCUCAGACAGACUCUCAGCAUAUCGCUCAGCUGGAAGUGGUCAAUCGCGAUCUCGGAAUUGAGAAACAGCAACUCAGAUCACAGGUUGAUUCGCUUGAACUCCGGACGACGUUCAUGACACGCGAGAGAGAUAACAUUGCUGACGAGCUCGCCGCCCAACGACGCCAGAACGAGGAACUUGUAUCUCAGCAGAACAACUGGGAUGAGUUACGACGUGCCUCAGAGCAGAUACAGGCACUCACGCAGUUGGUUGGUCAGGCCGACAACGAGGAAAUAAAGGAGCUGCGGCGCAUCCGUGACCGUAGUAAAAUCCUCGAAGGCGAGCAUUUAGCUCUUCAGCGCCGCAUGAAGGAGUAUGAGACCAAAAUGACGUCGAACGAGAAAGUGACGCAGACUUCACGCCAGAGCCUUGUACAGGCGCAGCAGCGAGCCAUAGAGUGGGAGAAGCGUGCGAAGGAGUAUGAGGCCGAGCUAGAAACGACGCGGACUAAGCUCGACAAUGCCGAGCAGGCGCACGCACAGAUUGAGACGGACUAUUCUUUGGUAAAGCUACAGCUUGAGGAGCGGGAUGCUGAAGAGCGCCUGGAUAAGGAUCGGCAAAACAAACUUCGUGAUCAGAUCGCUGCGCUGGAAGCGCAAGUCUCCCGCCUACAAGCUGAGACAGACCAAGCCAAGAAAGCGGCUGCUACUGCGACAGUUGUGCAACCCACCGCGCGAUAUUCAAACGGAAAUGGCCACGCUCGUUCCCACGUCCCAUCGCGUCCCGACUCCCGUGCGAGUACUAUCUAUGGCGAGAGUCGCGCGGGUACCCCUACUGCUCCAUACAAUGGUUCGCGUGAUGCUGCCCUCCGCAUGGCUGCCUCGCCACAACCGUCGGUUUGGUCUCUUCAUGGGUCACGACGAGCCGAUACGACGUCCAUGACUUCCAAAUCGCAGAGGCCAUCGUAUUACCGCCCACAAAUCCCAUCGCCAACGCCCAGUAACGUAUCCGCUGCGCCGACCCUGGGGGACGAUGGCUGGUGGGAAUAGUGGGACAUUGGAUCCAGGAACGGGGUCUGCUAUAUAUUAUUCGAAACCUUCUCACGUCUGUCUCAUCGGAAAGGAUAUAUUAUAGACAUUGCUUCUUGUCUUGGGCCAUCGACUCUCUGCUGCUCUUGCAUCUCGGUUCACAUCUAUGCACAUAUGUUACUCCAUCUCCUGGGCAUGCUUGCCCAUAAAUACCACAUCUCAUUUCUCCUAUCUCUUACAACUCUCACAUCGAUACCUCAUUUGUUGUACACAGCAGCAAGUUGCAAGUUUGAAUAUAUACUGCAUUACAGUAAA